GAUUAUACCCCUCCACUUAAGGGUUUUUUACAUUUCCACUCCCACACACACUCUCUCCCUUCCUCUCUCUCUCUCUUUCUGUGUGUGUGUGUGUGGUAGUGAGAGCCUCCUUCUGGCCACCAUCUCUGAGCUUUGUAAUCAUGUCUAGUGUUAUGGCUGUUUUGGCUAUUGGGCUCCUUAUUCUGGCCAUGACUGGCCAUUCAGGCGCAACAUGGUGCAUUUGCAAGGACGGAGUGAGUGAUGCAGCUCUUCAGAAAACACUGGACUAUGCGUGUGGAGCUGGGGCUGACUGUGUCCCUACUCAUCAAAAUGGGGGCUGUUUCCUUCCCAAUACUGUCAAGGCACACUGUUCCUUCGCCACCAAUAGCUACUUUCAGAGGAAGGGCCAAGCUCCAGGUUCCUGUGAUUUCUCUGGCACAGCAACGAUCACUACUACUGACCCCAGUGUUGCAGGUUGCGCUUAUCCUUCCAGCGCUAGCCCUGUAAGCAGUGGCACCAUUCCAGUAGGAGGAACUCCAACCACCACCAACCCAGGAUUGACUCCCACAACCAACACUCCCAUGGGUGGUUCGGCAACGCCCACCGGUGUCCUAGGCGGGAACGGGAACGGGUUCGGUGGCGGCAGCAACAGCCUAGGGCCAUCGGGGGUCGGCGGGAUGAGCACCGACUACAGCGACAGUGGAUCAAGGCUCCAACUCACCCUCAUUGGCAAUGUAGCUAUUUUUUUCUUCACUCUCUUGUGUGUUGGGCGUAUGUUUUGAUGGAGCUGUGGUGGCUUUAGUUGAUAAUGGGUGAGGUUGGUAAAGGGUCAGAUUGGAUUCGAAAAUGUAGGGUGGCUCGCAUGUGAUGUUCCUGUUCUUGCUGUACUCGUUUUGCUCUUAGACAGCUUUGCUUUGUUUGUUUGUUCUUUCCCCACCCCUCCACACUCUUUCCCACUUGGUAAGAAAAGAAAAAAAGUUGGGCUUCUCAUCCUUUUUGGAUGGAUUUUCUUGCUCCAGUGGGACCCACAGAAUACUCUCUCUUUCUUUCUCUGUGUAUGUUUUUUAAUAUUGCAUUUAGGUGCGGGAAUUUAAACCUAUGAUCAUUUAGAAAACGGUUGGGAUGCAGAUUUGAUAUAA
Messenger RNA from Momordica charantia (bitter melon), 1118 nucleotides. It is a transcript of the gene E13L3, whose product is annotated as glucan endo-1,3-beta-glucosidase-like protein 3. NCBI's taxonomy places the organism in Eukaryota, Viridiplantae, Streptophyta, Magnoliopsida, Cucurbitales, Cucurbitaceae. The record is from RefSeq and is a predicted model, not a curated record.